CCACGCACCCCCUAUGCAGUCUCUUUCCACGGCCACAAAACCACCGUGAGUGUCUAACUCACUGUUCUUGAAAAACUUUGAAAAAUACAUAAAAAAUAUAAAAAGAAUAAAACCUUCAUAAAAAGAAACGAAGCGUUUAAAUUGAUAAAAUAUACAAGUUAAAAAAUAGUAAAAGAAAAAAAAGAGACCUCUGGUCCUAAAAAGAAAUAUCUUUUUUUUUUUAAAGUUUAUCUUUUAUUUUCUUUAAGCCGUUCCUUGUCCUAGGUGGUUUAUUUUGGAUCAAACGCUCCCCUUAGCUACAUUUUCGAAAGGAAAUUCUUUGACGUUUGACGCUCGAGAUAUGAACACAUCGACCGGGAGUUAUCCGAUGGCUUCUCUUUACGUUGGCGACCUGCACCCUGACAUCACGGAGGCGAUGUUAUACGAGAAAUUCAGCCCAGCCGGACCGGUGCUGUCCAUUCGGGUCUGCCGAGACAUGAUCACCCGGCGGUCCUUGGGGUACGCUUAUGUCAACUUCUCCCAGCCUGCUGACGCCGAACGAGCCUUGGACACGAUGAACUUUGACGUGGUGAAAGGAAAGCCAAUCAGAAUCAUGUGGUCCCAAAGAGACCCCUCCCUCAGGAAGUCUGGAGUGGGCAACGUCUUUAUCAAGAACCUUGACAAGUCCAUUGAUAACAAAGCGCUGUAUGACACCUUCUCUGCCUUUGGAAACAUCCUGUCCUGCAAGGUGGUGUGUGAUGAAAAUGGCUCCAAGGGCUACGCCUUCGUCCACUUUGAGACCCAGGAUGCUGCUGACCGUGCCAUCGAGAAAAUGAACGGCAUGCUUUUGAAUGACCGCAAGGUGUUUGUAGGUCGCUUCAAAUCUCGCAAGGAGCGUGAGGCCGAGCUGGGUGCUAAAGCCAAGGAGUUCACAAAUGUCUACAUCAAGAACUUUGGUGACGAUAUGAAUGAUGAGCACCUUAAGGAGCUUUUUGACAAAUAUGGCAAAACACUUAGCGUGAAAGUGAUGACAGACCCUACUGGCAAAUCCAGAGGCUUUGGAUUUGUUAGUUAUGAGAAGCAUGAGGAUGCUAACAAGGCUGUGGAGGAGAUGAACGGCACAGAUCUCAAUGGCAAGACUGUGUUUGUGGGACGAGCUCAGAAGAAAAUGGAGCGACAGGCAGAGCUGAAGCGCAAGUUUGAGAUGCUGAAACAGGAGAGAAUCAGCCGCUAUCAGGGAGUUAAUCUUUACAUCAAGAAUCUAGAUGACACCAUAGAUGAUGAAAAACUGCGUAAGGAGUUUUCACCUUUUGGAUCAAUCACAAGCACAAAGGUGAUGCUGGAGGAGGGUCGCUCCAAGGGCUUUGGCUUUGUUUGCUUCUCUUCUCCCGAGGAGGCCACCAAAGCGGUAACUGAGAUGAACGGACGAAUCGUCGGUUCCAAACCGCUCUAUGUGGCUCUUGCUCAGCGCAAAGAGGAGCGUAAAGCCCAUCUCACCAACCAGUACAUGCAACGCAUCGCUGGCAUGAGAGCCAUGCCGGCCAACGCCAUCAUUAAUCAGUUCCAACCCACCAGUGGCUACUUCAUGCCGACCGUGCCACAGGCCCAGAAUAGAACUACUUACUACGCACCCAAUCAGAUGGCCCAAAUGCGACCAAAUCCCCGGUGGCAACAAGGUGGUAGGGGUCAAGGUGGUUUCCAGGGGAUGCCCAGCUCACUGCGACAACCAGGUCCGCGUUCCAACCUGAGACACAUGUCUCCCAACAACACGCAGGGCCCAAGAGGUUCCGGCCAAAGCCUUGGUCCUCGUCCCUCAAUGGGAUUACCAGGGCCUCGCACCAUGCCUCCUUACAAAUAUGCCGCUGGUGUACGCAACCCUAAUCCUCAGGUGGUGCAACCUCUUGCCUUACAGCAGACUCAGCCAGCUGUCCAUGUUCAGGGUCAGGAACCACUGACGGCUUCCAUGCUGGCUUCUGCGCCACCACAGGAGCAGAAGCAGAUGCUCGGGGAACGUCUCUUCCCACUGAUUCAGGCCAUGCACGCCAACCUUGCAGGAAAGAUCACAGGCAUGUUGCUUGAGAUCGACAAUUCGGAACUGCUACAUAUGUUGGAAUCUCAUGAGUCAUUGCGUUCAAAGGUGGAAGAAGCUGUUGCGGUGCUGCAGGCCCACCAAGCAAAGAAAGAUGCCACUCAGAAAGUAGGCGGCAUGACUAAUACCGGUGCUGCUACCACAUCUUGAAUGAUUCAUUCAAACUGAGCAGAUUGAGCUGUGGAGAAAUCGCUACACUGAAACCAGACAAGUUUAGAACAAUUCUGAAAAAUAAAAAAAAGGGAAAAAAAAAGGAAAAUUUAAUUUUAAAAUACACUUAAAUAUUUCAGGAGAAAGUGACAGGUAUUUAUUUUCUAAAUCUAAUAAACUGCACACCAAACAGUAUGCAGUCAUGAAGUAAGACUUCAAGAAAAUUCCAAAAAAGAAAAUGACCCUUGAACUUUUACUUUGCCUGUUAUGUUUGAUUUGGAAUGGUUGGUUUCUGCAUCCCAUUAUAUUAUUGUGGGUUUGUGGUAUUUCCAAUAAAGAAAUGAUGAAUACUUUUAA
Syngnathus typhle (broad-nosed pipefish) is the source of this 2575-nucleotide messenger RNA. RefSeq names its product poly(A) binding protein, cytoplasmic 4 (inducible form) (gene pabpc4). The record is from RefSeq and is a predicted model, not a curated record. Lineage: Eukaryota; Metazoa; Chordata; Actinopteri; Syngnathiformes; Syngnathidae. Gene Ontology annotation, cellular component: ribonucleoprotein complex. Gene Ontology annotation, molecular function: RNA binding. The transcript has 15 exons. The coding region runs from base 341 to 2218 and encodes 625 amino acids.